AUGUCCCUGGAUCGAGACUUGAAGCGACUCCGGCUGGAGAAGUACACCCCAGCCGCUGCUAAUGAGGCGCGCGCAUGGAUCGAGGGCAUACUCGGGCAGCGUCUGUCGGGUGACUUGCUCGAGUCGCUGAAGGAUGGCGUCGCUCUCUGCAAACUCGUCAACCUCGUCCUCCCUCCCCCAGGCGUCAAGUUCAAGGCUUCCGCCAUGCCCUUCGUACAGAUGGAAAACAUCUCCCACUUCCUCCGCGCCUGCAAAUCUCCACCCAUCAACCUGCAAGAACACGACGUGUUCCUCACCGUCGAUCUGUACGAGUCCAAGGAUCCCGCACAAGUCCUACAAUGCAUCGGCGCCUUCAGUCGGGCAGCAAACAAGGCAAAUCCAGCGGCCUUCCCCACAGCCAUCGGACCCAAAGCCGCAGGGUUGAGCCCACAGAGAACUGGCGCUGGAGGAACACUAUCACCGACACCUACUCCAGGAGGCCGACCGCGUGGCAUGUCAAACUCCAGCAACGCAUCCUCAGCCUACGGCAGCCGACCGCCGCUGAUGGCGUCCAAGACUGGUGACUCAGGUUCCGGGCGCUGGUCUCCUGCAAAGAGCCCAACAGGAAACGGGCCUAAGUCGCCCUCUGUGUCCAGCUGGAGCAGCAAGGCCAACGAGGGCGCGACGUCGCCGGCAUGGAAUAUCGCGCAAUAUGGAUACAUGGGCGGGGCGAGUCAAGCCAACCUCGGAAUCUCUUUUGGUGGGCGGCGGCAGAUCACUAGCGCUGGUCCGGCCGUGCCCAGCCUUGCGGAGAAGGAGAAGCGCCGUAAGGCCAAGGAGGCCGAGGAGCAGAAGCAACGUGAAGAAGAGGAAGCCCGGCGCCAAGCUGUGCUAGAAGCCGAAGAGCGCGCGAAGGCUGAGGAGGAGCGACGGUGGGAAGAGGAGACUAGGCGACAGCGUGAGCAGGAAAAGCGCAAGGCAUCAGAAGAAAAGCGCCGCUGGGAGGAGGAGGAGCGCCAGUGGAAGAUCACGGAGGAGAAGCGCCGCAAGGAAGAGGAAGAGGCCGAAAAACGAUUGGCCCAGGAACGAGCAAAGGCCAGGAGAAAGUCGGGCGAUUCUCGUCUACAGGGUCAGUUCCUCAGCCAAUACCAGGCCGAACAAACUGCCGGCGGCGAUGAGCAAUACAGCAGCCGAAUCAAGGAGCUGGAGAAGGAGCUGGAGCUCGCGCGCGAGCGAGAGGCUCAGUACGAGCGCGAACGCCAGGAUAGGCUGCGGGUCAAGAGCGGUGAUGCUAAGUCCAGGGCACGCUCUCGCAGCCGGCCUCGCCCAGCCUCUGGGGAGCCAAGCCGGCAAGACUCGUGGGCCCACGGAGACGAGCGCUCUGCUCUGCCGCAGGCACGGAACGAGUACACGAUACCAGGCUCACCGCUGGCACAACGACCCCAACCCCCACCACGACAACAGUCACGACCCCUUCCGGAUCCAGCACUGGCAUCCCCACCGCCGGCAGCCAUGGUCAAGACGCACCGAACGGGCGAGUCAGCCAGGUCAGGCGGCACCAGGUCCCGAGCCAACACGGCCGGCUCGCGGCCCCUGCCAGACCCCAAGACCUACUCGUCCCCCGCGACGACGCCUUCGCCGCAGAUGAACCGCACAGACCGGUACCUCGCAUCCAACCCACUACCACCUUCCGCGCCCGCGCAGCAGCUGACGUACUCGCGCGAGCUCGGCGCCACGGAGGAGCGCGACGCCGAGGACCGGCGGCGCGCACAGACGCAGCAGCGCACCAAGGCGGGCUCGCUGGCAUCCAAGUCGCUGCUGGAGCGCGAGAUGGAGAUGGAGCGCCAGCGGCAGCGCGAGUGGGAGGAGUCGCAGAAGGAGACGGCCAAGGCGCCCCGCGCGGGCGACGGCGUCGAGGGCAUCGGCGGCGGCAUCGGCGGCAGGUGGGACGUCAGCCAGUUCGCGGGCUACACGGGCGGCGACAACAUGAACCGCGGCACCCAGGGCAUCGGCGCCGGCCGCAGGCAGAUCGGCGGGCCUAGGCCGCUGCCGGGCACGCCUGGGUCUACUCGUUAA
This is a messenger RNA of Diaporthe amygdali, 2055 nucleotides long. RefSeq lists its product as uncharacterized. The record is from RefSeq and is a predicted model, not a curated record. Lineage: Eukaryota; Fungi; Ascomycota; Sordariomycetes; Diaporthales; Diaporthaceae. Gene Ontology annotation, molecular function: protein binding. Bases 1 to 2055 code for a protein of 684 amino acids. The transcript is spliced from 2 exons.